GAAGAAGUUCAGUAUUGGCAUGCUGCUCCCUCUCUGCUCCUCUCCUCUCCUCUCCCCGCGGAUGGGAGGAGCGCAGCGCAGCUCCUCCAUAUAAGAAGAGUUGAACGUACAACAAGUGAUUUUACACAGCUACUUUAGGAGAAACGAAAUGAUCUGCUCUGGAGCCGCAGCAAAAUGCUGGAUGGACACCUACUCCUGGGAUGGUUAUCGUUCACAGUUAUAGUGCAUCUUCUCUCCGCGCCCGGACCCAGCUCGGCAUAUUUCGGGCUGACAGGUAAUGAACCGCUGUCGAUCUUGCCACUGAACUCUCUACCGGAGGAGGUUACAGGCAGGGCCCACCACAAGCUGUGUGACCGUCUCAGACUGGAGAAGAAGCAGCGCAGGAUGUGCAGAAGAGACCCGGGCGUGGCAGAAACCUUGAGGGAGGCUAUCAUUAUGAGCGCCUCAGAAUGUCACCAUCAAUUCCACUUCGAGAGGUGGAACUGCACCUUAGAGGGGCGUCAUCGCGCCAACAUACUGAAAAGUGGGUUUAAAGAGACGGCCUUCUUGUACGCCAUAUCCUCAGCGGGCUUAACGCACGCCAUCGCCAAAGCUUGCAGUGCAGGAAGGAUGGAGCGCUGCACGUGUGACGAAGCGCCAGACCUGGAAAACCGUAAAGCCUGGCAGUGGGGUGGCUGUGGGGACAACCUCAAAUAUGCAUACAAGUUUGUCAAGGACUUUCUGGGCAAACGCUCCAACAAGGACCCGCGUGCACGCGUCGACAUGCACAACACAAAUGUAGGCAUGAAGGUAAUCAAAGCUGGCGAGAACACCACCUGCAAAUGCCACGGUGUCUCCGGCUCCUGCACUGUCCGGACCUGCUGGAGGCAGCUCCCGCCCUUCCAUGAGAUCGGUAAGCGGCUGAAGCAGCUCUAUGAAACCUCCACCAAGUUUGGAAGUUCCACCAACGAGGCCACCGGAGAGGGAGAGAUCUCCACAGGCCGGACCCAGCAGCAGCAGCAGCAGCAGCAGCAGCAGCAGCCCUCCCUGCCUGGUUUGACUCAUCAGAUCCCUCGAACUAUGAACUUGCUCCACAUUGAGGACUCGCCUAGUUUUUGUAAACCCAGCAAGUACUCGUACGGCACUGCAGGCCGCAAGUGCUACAAGGACAAAAACUGUGACGCUAUCUGUUGUGGACGAGGCCAUAACACCCAGAACAGGGAGGUGACCAAGUCCUGCCAGUGCCAAGUGCGAUGGUGCUGCUAUGUCGAAUGCAAGCAGUGCACACAGCGUGAAGAAGUCUACACCUGCAAGGGGUAAAAGAGAGGGUCAAGAAUGGGCGUUCAAGACAAGAGGUGAUUUUGUUCUCAUGCGAGGUUCUGUUUCCAGCAUCAGAACAGUGUUCUGCUAAAAAAACCCAGGAGUGAGCCAAGAAGCAAUAAGCACUUUGAGGGAUUUUUGUGGGUUGCGUUUCAGAGGUCCUGCAGAAUUAAAAACUUUCUCAGACAACUGGGACAACAUCUCAAGCUUUUUAUUCACAGUGCUGCCUUAAGGAGAAAUGCUUUUUGUCAUUUUACAGAAAUCCUCCCGUGCCAUUUUCACAAGACAACAUCACAUUGCAGUUGAUGAAAAUGCAAUACAAGGAGAGCGACUCCAGCCGACUGAUGGCCUGGUGUGUGCAUACACGUGCGUUCGUCAGUUGACGACACUUAUAGAGACGUUUAAAAGAAAAGACAAAAAAGUUAGAAGAAAAUAGAAGAAGACAGGGUGUAAGAUUUACUACACGCACAUCUUUCACUCUCACACGUGGUGUGUGCGUGCAUAUGUAUGUAAAUAAACUCACUUAUAUUUUUAUGACAUUAUACAAGCCACUUAUCUAAUUUUGUAAAAACAAACCACUAACUGCACAGAUGUUUUGUUUGUGUGCGAGCGCUCGUUUUUCUUUAAUUCUGUUGACAAAGCCCUUCGGAAGCCGACACACCUUGGUCAAGAUGUGUUGCUGUGGAUAAUUUAUAGAUCCUGUGGGACUAAUCCUUCCCUGGGAGGAAAAUAAUAAUGUUUCUUUUAUUUUCUUUAUAAUAAUAUAUUCAUCUAUUGUUACUUAUAUUAACAGAUAUAGUAAAACCAGUCAGAAUAGGCCGCUGUUGGCUUCAAGUGUACCAGUUUUCAGGGAAUAACUUUAACCACUAUAUAUAUAUAUAUAUAUUUAUAUAUAUAUAUACUUGGACGAAAUGGAAACAAGGAAAAUACAUAAUUUUAGUUUAUUAAAUCCAACAUCUAUGUAACAGAUGGUCUUUGAUCAUUACAAUGGCCUUUUGAGAUUCAGACUAAAUCCAUUGGAGUUUUGUAAAGAUGUUUCUUUUUAGAUUUUCUUACUUGUAAAGAAAACUGUGCAGAACUGAAGGAAUGUAACUCAUAACAUUGUCAUGCCUUCUUUCAUACUUUGCUGCCACAAUUUGAGCCAUAAGAGACAUGCAGUGCAUGCAGUAGCUGUUCAGGGUUGGGGGCACAACAGACUGGUGCAGAUGUAGCCAAGACACUAUUUUCUGAGACUAAUAUUUGGGUGUAAUUCUACAAAAAAAAGACAUUUUGCUGCUCUUUUUGGACAUCUGUGAGACUUCAGUAAUUAUAUGCUGCUGCACGGGGCUAAGACAAUGCAGUAAACCCAAACAUUUUUUUGAGCAAUCUCCAGGCAGGCCUCUCCAUUAGGUCUGCGUGAUAACCACAUUGCUGCAGAAACAGCUCAUCAGCGUGCAGAAAAUGUUUGAGUUUUACAUCUUUUUUUUUUUUUUGCAAAACAACUGGCUGCUUAGUUGGAAUCGAUGCGAGUGAUCUAAAGGCCAUGUCCAACAGCCUCUACGUACGUUUUGUGCAUAUUAAAAAUUGGUCAUAUGUGAAUACACGUGGAAAAAGUGAGACAGGUGACAUUUUCACGGAUGAAUCCCGACUGAAACACAUAAAACCACGUAAGAAGUACGGAAAAGCCACGCAAAGUAUACGUAAAUCAACGUAGAAUGUAUACAGAGCGAGAUAAUUGCGCUGUUAAUGCGUCAAUUACGCAAUUAUAAAAUGAUGUGUGCACCAUCUACGCGAUUUAAAAGUUAUACAUCAGAAUUACAUGCCUGAAAAGUUUGUAAGAGAUAUGUGGAAUGUUCGUGGAAAACCAAAAAUUUGCAAAUGCAUUUCGCAAAAAUCAAUUGCGUAAUGUAUACGUAAUAAUUGUGUAUAAACUAUGUAAAAUAUGCGUAAACUGUGUAAUUGUCAACCAACAUAAAACAGCUCAAAGCCGAAUUCACAUAGAGACCCGUCGGCCGAAACCCUCGAUGGACCUCUGGGAACAUCGACGAUCGCAAGAAACACUUGUGCAUUACAUACAUCAUGCAUGUAUCGCACAAGGUCAAAAUUUGCAUGUAGUGACCGUGUGACAUGGCCUUAACGUUAAAAAGUAAAGCACGGUUGAAUAAAAAUAAAUUAUUUUUAUAGGACAAAUGAACACAAAGCAGACAUAACAUUUCCCCCUUUGGGAAAAUAUACUUAUUUAGGUUUUUGAUAUAAUUAUAUGCCCCUUUAUGAUAUCUGUUUUUUUUUUUUUUUUUUUUAGAUUGGUGUGAAUUAACUACUGAGUGAGCGACCCAGCUUUGUACUAUAGCACUGAAGCCCAAAAGUAAAGUAUUUAAAAAUCUGCAUUAAUGGAGAAAUGCCAGUGUGGAUUUUCUCUUUUUAUUUGUAAAUAGUAAGACCUUCUUUUCCUGUGGUACAGAGACAAAAGUGAGGCACGUCUCCUACUCUCACAAGCAUAAAGAGUGUUAUUUUAUAGAUCAAGAUGGUUGUUUACUAUUACUUUAAACGUUUUGAUAUGACACAAAGUUUCCGAAUCAAUGAAAUUAAGCAAUAAAAAUCAAUGCCCCCAACUUUAACAAUAAAAUCACACUUUAUUGAAAGAGUUUGACUUGUUUGUCCCCAAGAAUUGAAAUGAUAUGAGAUGGCAGGCUAAAUAGAAACUGGUCAAAAUAUAUACAUAGAACUUUGCACGCUAUGAAAACCAUAAUAGCUAUGCUGAGAUUCUGAGCAUGAAUGCUUGCUCCCCACAGCUUUUGGUGUGUUUUUGAAACUUUUCCUCUUUUUUUUUUGUUUUUUUUUUUUCUCCACACACUCCUCGGCCAAAGAGUGAGCUUGACUGGAUUCAAAACAGACAUGGCAGGAAUGCCAGAAAGAGUGAUUUCUGCUGAGUGCCCGUAGAUUGUUUGCGGGACAGCAAAGUUCUGGGGAAAAUAAAAGCAUGAUGCAGCAGCUGGUCCACUUCAAGACGUCACAGUUGUCCACAAUGUCUAAAACAGAACUGCACUGUGUAGUCUUCCGUAGAUCAUGUACAAAAUUUCUAUGUUGUAAAAAAGAAUGAAAGAUAAAUUAUUUUUGAAAUAUAUUAUAAGCACCUGUUCAAUGUAAAUAAGGUCAGACAGUUUAAACUGAUUUUUAUAUCUUGUUUUUUUAUACUUUUUUUUCCCCUGGAGGUGUUUAUUUCCUUUGGGGUUGAGGCUUCAAGAACCAGUGAAUACAUUGAUUUCCAUAAUUCUCACCGCCGCAGCACCAACAUGUGUUGAAUCCAUUGGAUCGUAGACAUUUUGCAACCUUUUUAUAAGAAGUCAGUGAAAAUCACAGUCAUAGGAAUGUUUUUAUAGUAUCAGAUUACCUAUAUAAUCAAUUAUCUUAUGUAAAGACCUCAUUGGCUAUCACCGUGUACAGUAUCCUGAUCUGAUGUGCGUAUCUUUUGUUAGGAUCUGUGCGGUGAAACAAAGAUAAGACAGACCACCCAUGUAUGGUUCUUAGUGAUGACAUUGUACCAGCAGAGCUUUGUCCAUGUUCACUUAUUCAUGUCUUAUGGGAACUCUAAAUUAUUUUCCUCUACCUCAUGUGUAUAGGUUGAAAGCAUAAACAGAUCACAAGUGACUGGUAAGAAUGUAUUUAAGUUAUUUAACAUCUUUGUAUAACAAAGGCGUAAAAAAAAAUCUGAAAUAAUAAAUGAGUUUUUAAAUUA
Messenger RNA from Oryzias latipes (Japanese medaka), 5014 nucleotides. It is a transcript of the gene wnt9a, whose product is annotated as wingless-type MMTV integration site family, member 9A. The record is from RefSeq and is a predicted model, not a curated record. Gene Ontology annotation, molecular function: cytokine activity; frizzled binding. Gene Ontology annotation, cellular component: extracellular region. Gene Ontology annotation, biological process: canonical Wnt signaling pathway; cell fate commitment; multicellular organism development. NCBI's taxonomy places the organism in Eukaryota, Metazoa, Chordata, Actinopteri, Beloniformes, Adrianichthyidae.